Messenger RNA from Bubalus bubalis (water buffalo), 1382 nucleotides. RefSeq names its product chloride intracellular channel 2 (gene CLIC2). Gene Ontology annotation, molecular function: chloride channel activity. The transcript has 6 exons. Bases 248 to 991 code for a protein of 247 amino acids. Lineage: Eukaryota; Metazoa; Chordata; Mammalia; Artiodactyla; Bovidae. The record is from RefSeq and is a predicted model, not a curated record. Gene Ontology annotation, biological process: negative regulation of ryanodine-sensitive calcium-release channel activity; chloride transmembrane transport.
UGAUUCAAAUGUUAGGUCAAGAGGAAGAAGGAAAACAAAUUCAAGAGCCGCUCUCAACCAUCUAGAAUUUUCUGCACCCCUCCUCUUGAAGACAGACUAGCCCAGUUCUGACUAUUAGAAGCUGGAUUUCCCUCUUAAAGCACAACCUGCAUUUAAGCCUUUGGAUAAAAUUGGAAGAAACCAAUCUGUGAGUACUGUGGACUGUGCAGAAGGCAGAGGGCUGACAACUGCCACUAAAAACAGACAGAUGGCAGGCCCAAGGCCCAGCAGUGAAGCAGACCCUGAAAUUGAGCUUUUUGUGAAGGCUGGAAGUGAUGGGGAGAGUAUUGGAAAUUGUCCCUUUAGUCAACGCCUUUUUAUGAUCCUCUGGCUUAAAGGAGUUAAAUUCAAUGUGACUACUGUUGACAUGACCAGAAAGCCCGAAGAGCUGAAGGACUUAGCCCCAGGCACCAAUCCGCCCUUCCUGGUAUAUAACAAGGAGUUGAAAACAGACUUCAUUAAAAUUGAGGAGUUUCUAGAGCAGACACUGGCUCCUCCAAGGUAUCCUCACUUGAGUCCCAGGAACAAGGAGUCCUUUGAUGUGGGCUGUAAUCUCUUUGCCAAGUUUUCUGCAUACAUUAAGAAUACACAAAAGGAGGCAAAUAAGACCUUUGAAAAAUCUCUGCUUAAGGAAUUUAAGCGUCUGGAUGACUACUUGAACACCCCACUUCUGGAUGAAAUUGAUCCAGACAGUACUGAGGAACUCACAGUCUCCAGAAGAUUGUUCUUGGAUGGCAAUCAACUGACCCUGGCUGACUGUAGUUUGUUACCCAAACUGCACAUUAUUAAAGUUGCUGCAAAGAAAUACCGUGACUUUGACAUUCCAGUAGAAUUCUCAGGAGUCUGGCGCUAUCUCCAUAAUGCCUAUGCCCGUGAAGAAUUUACCCACACAUGUCCAGAAGACAAAGAAAUUGAAAAUACCUAUGCAAGUGUGGCUAAACAGAAGAGUUAGGAUAGCCCUUUCAGUAGAAAAAUCUCUCUUUUCACUUGCUAUCAUACUAGAAAGUCUUUUAGAAAUAAGAAUAUGGAAAAUGCUGUUUCCUCUAUUCAACUUUCUUAUGAAAAAGAAUACUGUAUUUUCUGUACCUAGUUAAUCCAAACUAUCUGCUUACUGUGUAUUUUACAGGUCUUCAUAUUUCAUUUUUUAAUUCCCAUGGCACAACCACUGCAAUUUUAAAUUAUAUGAAAAUUGUCAAUAUCUUUUACCAUUUGAUUGAAAUCCUAGAAGGUAUCAUGUGUGCAAGCUCAACCGAUGGCUAAAGUUACAAAUGACAUAUAGUCAUGGUUUCAAACUGUCCCUUAGAGACAUUUCCACCUAAAUCAUUAAAACAAUUUUACUAAGA